Molecule: messenger RNA, 3162 nt
Organism: Canis lupus familiaris (dog)
Lineage: Eukaryota; Metazoa; Chordata; Mammalia; Carnivora; Canidae
Gene: RETSAT
Product: retinol saturase
Exons: 11
Coding region: 169-1995 (608 amino acids)
Source: RefSeq, a predicted model, not a curated record
CCGCCGGGAGGGUCAGGCUGCGCGGAGCCGCUGGCUUCCGGGCUCAAAGGUUCUGGCUCCUCAGUGGUCCAGGCGGCCUCCGCCUUCCCCUUGCCCCGCCGGGAAGGGCACUGAGGCGCGGCGGAGUCCUGGCCGCAGAGGCUGGGCACGGUGGCCGCGGAACCCGCCAUGUGGCUUUGGCUGCUGCUGGCCGUUCCGCUGCUGCUGGUCUUCUGCAGAAGGCACCUGCCGCUGUCCGCAGGCAGAGCCCCGAACCCCUUCUCCGAGGACGUCAGGCGGCCCCCCGCGCCGCUGGUAACCGACAAGGGGGCCAGGAAGAAGGUCCUCAAGCGAGCUUUCUCAGCCAGCCGAGUGCCAGAGAAGCUGGAUGCAGUGGUGAUUGGCAGUGGCUUUGGGGGCCUGGCUGCAGCUGCGAUUCUGGCCAAAGCUGGCAAGCGAGUUCUGGUGCUUGAACAACAUACUAAGGCAGGAGGCUGCUGUCAUACUUUCAGACAUAAUGGCCUUGAAUUUGAUACAGGAAUCCAUUAUGUUGGGUCCAUGCAAGAGGGCAGCAUUGGCCGUUUUGCCUUGGACCAGAUCACUGAGGGGCAGCUGGACUGGGCUGCCUUGUCCUCUCCCUUUGACAUCAUGGUACUAGAAAGGCCCAAUGGCCGAAAGGAGUUCCCCAUGUACAGUGGGAAGAAAGCUUACAUCCAGGGCCUCAAGGAGAAGUUUCCCCAAGAAGAAGCUGCCAUUGACAAAUAUGUAAAGCUGGUUAAGGUGGUGUCCUGUGGAGUCAUCCAUGCCAUCUUGUUGAAGAUGCUCCCGUUGCGCAUAGCUCAGCUCCUUGGCAAGUGUGGGCUGCUCACUCGGUUCUCUCCGUUCCUUCGUGCAUCCACCCAGAGCCUGGCUGAGGUCCUGCAGCAGCUGCCAGCCUCCCUGGAGCUCCAGGCGGUGCUCAGCUACAUCUUCCCCACUUACGGUGUGACUCCCAGCCAUAGUGCCUUUUCCAUGCAUGCUCUGGUGGUUGACCACUACAUAGAAGGGGCCUUUUAUCCUCGAGGGGGUGCCAGUGAAAUCGCUUUCCACACCAUCCCUGUGAUUCAGCGGGCUGGGGGCGAGGUCCUGACGGGUGCCACUGUGAGGAGUAUCUUACUAGACUCAGCUGGGAAAGCUUGUGGUGUCACUGUGAAGAAGAAUCAGGAGCUGGUGAACAUCUAUUGCCCUAUUGUGAUCUCCAGUGCAGGACUCUUCAAUACCUAUAACUACCUGUUGCCAGAGAAUGCCCGCUGUCUGCCAGGUGUGAAGCAGCAGCUGGAGAUGGUGCGGCCUGGCGUGGGGGCCUUCUCCAUUUUUAUCGGCCUACGAGGUACCAAGGAGGACUUGGGUCUGCAGUCCACCAACUACUUUGUCUGCUUUGACACAGACCUCGACAAGGCGAUGGAGCACUAUCUGUCGAUGCCCAGGGAAAAGGCUGCAGCACACAUGCCCAUCCUCUUUAUUGCUUCUUCAUCAGCCAAAGAUCCCACUUGGGAGGACCGGUUCCCAGACCGGUCCACAAUGACUGUGCUGGUGCCCACCUGUUAUGAGUGGUUUGAAGAGUGGCAGGAGGAAGCAAAAGGAAAGCGGAGCAGCAACUAUGAGACCCUCAAACACUCCUUUGUUGAAGCCUCUCUGUCGGUCAUCAUGAGAUUGUUCCCACAGCUGGAGGGCAAGGUGGACAGUGUGGUCGGAGGGUCCCCACUGACCUACCAGUUUUAUCUGGCUGCUCCCCGGGGUGCCUGCUAUGGGGCAGACCAUGACCUGGACCGUCUACAUCCUCAUGUGAUAGCCUCCCUGAGGGCCCAAAGCCCCAUUCCCAACCUCUACCUGACAGGCCAGGAUAUCUUCACCUGUGGGUUGAUGGGGGCCUUGCAAGGGGCCCUGCUAUGCAGCAGUGCCAUCCUGAAGCGGAACUUGUACUUAGACCUUAAGAAGCUCGACUCAAGGAUCCAGGCACAGAAGAAGAAAAAAUAGUUCAGUAAGCAACGAAUCCGAGGAUUCUGGCUAACACUAUGGCACAACCCUUGACAUAGCCAUAGUGUCUUUCUGUACUGGUUCCUUCCUCACAUAAAGCACUCUAAUUUGUUUUUGAUUUCUGAAGAGGUCUGACACACAGGUCACAGUUCUCAAGCUGCAGUUCUUCUAGCUGGGCAGGUGAUGAGCUCCCAUACCUCUCUAAUGUGCUAUCUGUACUAAAAGGCCUGGUGUGGGCCAGUGACUUGGGCAGCCUGUCUUGUCAAGCAAUGCUUUGCAUACCACACUCCCAUACCUCACAACUCUAAGUAGUCAGAAGUCAAGUGUUCUUUGGUUAGAUGGACCGAGCCCUCAAAAGUGUUGGCCAGCUGAAGCAACUUGAUCCAGUUGUCCCGAGGCUCCUCCUCUUCUAUUCUAUGUGCUGUGCUGCAGGAGUUCCACACUACUGAGGAUAAGAGGUACCUAAAGAGAUUUUUAUCAAAACCUGGGCAUGAUUUUGGUUGCAGUUCCAUAGGUUCAGAGGACCCCUGAUCCCAUUUUUGCUGGUUCCAAUGGCUCUUUCAGAGGGUGGGGAAAUACCUAGGACAGGUUCACUCUGGUUGUGGACGUGGGGAUAAAGACAUUACUUAGCAGGGUGUAUGUUAGAAUAUCCAGUUCUUAUACAGCCAAGCCCUCAGUUUGUCUUCCUUAUUUUCAAGUUGACAACAGGUCUUCAUCGGGCCAACACCAAGAUACCCUCGUGCAGCUCACUACCUGAGCCUCAAGGUUUAUCUUCCAAAAAUCAACAGCAAAGGGUGACGUUAGUAGUUAGGGCACAGGACUGGAAAGUGGACUCCACUGGGGUUGAAGCAGGUCACGGGUAUAGCAGAUGACAAUCACAGAGGUAACUGGAAGACACUGGAAGACAAGCCAUCUACAUGCUAGACAUAGAACAUGGCUACCUGGUAGGGAGGAAUGGGGCUGGAAAUCAGACAGGAUCAGAAUGUAGAAAGCACACAGAAUGUGUGCAAGGGCCAGGGACAGUGUUCCUGGUUAUUGAUACAUGCAAGGGGAUUGGAUGGGAAGGUGAACAAAGGCUGAAAAAAAAAGUGGCCUUUCACUUCUAAAGGCCUUAUUUCUAUCAGUUUUAUUACCAUUUUAAUAAAUUUAAUGAUAUUAGAGCUUUAA